AUGAGUAGUGAAAUAGUUAAAGAUACCCCACAUCAAUCAUCAGAAGAUAAAAAAGCUAUUAGGGAUAUUCAGGAUAUAGUAGAUGUUUGUAUUCAACCAAAACCUCUUCCAGAAGAUGUGAAAGCUAGAUGUGAUUUAGUUAAUUGGAUAUAUGCAAUCACUGAAAGAUAUAGAUUAGAUAAGAUUGUUGCUUUAGAUGCUAUAAUACUUUUUGAUAAUGUACUUAACAAAUUAACUAUUUCAAGAGAUUUGAUUAUGAUGUGUAGUUUCAUUGUUGUUUCUGAAAAUAAACUCACAAUAACUCCUAUACAAUUGUUUCAAAUUUGUCAUAACAGAUUUACAUCAAAUGAAAUCAAGAGUGUUUGUAAUUCAAUUAAAAAAUACAAUUCUUAUUUGCAUCAAUCUGGAAAUCCAAUUGAUUUUUGUAUCUCUUAUUGUUCAUCAUUUGUUCAAUAUAAUAAUUCAUCAGUGUUUGUUGGUGAUUGUAUCAAGAGAAAUGCAGAAUUAAUGAUCAUUUUAAUUAGUUUUCUUCCAAGAUUUAGUAUGUUUGAUUUUAAGUUAUUAGCAUCUUCCUGUGUUUAUUUCUUUCUUAAAGAAUUUAUUCCAAUAGUUCAAAUUAAUCUAUGUUUAUUAUUUGGAGAAAGUUUCACAGAACAAAGAGUACAAUCUUCAAUCACUUCUUAUAAAAUGGAUUUAAAAGAAAAUUUAAACCUAUUUCGACGUUUUCAAUACUUUGAUAGAACAUAUAGAGAAAUUCAAACAUAUCUUAAGUUAAUUUAA
Molecule: messenger RNA, 780 nt
Organism: Entamoeba histolytica HM-1:IMSS
Lineage: Eukaryota; Evosea; Mastigamoebida; Endamoebidae
Exons: 2
Coding region: 1-780 (259 amino acids)
Source: RefSeq, a predicted model, not a curated record